Messenger RNA from Pyrenophora tritici-repentis Pt-1C-BFP, 1131 nucleotides. Its product is annotated as SPS1, Serine-threonine protein kinase. NCBI's taxonomy places the organism in Eukaryota, Fungi, Ascomycota, Dothideomycetes, Pleosporales, Pleosporaceae. Gene Ontology annotation, molecular function: ATP binding; protein serine/threonine kinase activity. The record is from RefSeq and is a predicted model, not a curated record. Gene Ontology annotation, biological process: protein phosphorylation.
AUGACCAACCUGAACGCAACUGCCACAAUCGGCACUGGUAAACGUGAGAAACGUACUCAAACAGCGGGAACCUUCCUUUGGAAACCAAACGCCUGGACUCUCAAGCAAACCAUGACACAAAAGGUAUUGCUGAUGGCUAGCCGUACGAAUGCAAAGCUGCUGGUCGUCAAGAAAGUUCUCUACGUUGGUGGGCGUGCGCAACCACUAGAGGUCACUAUCCUCGCCCUUCUGCCUGAGUGCAAUAGGGUAGUGAAACCAAUCUACUACAGUCACGCAGAUCCCGAUCCUGAACAUGGCACUGUUAUCUUCCAACACUAUCCGAUGGGUGAUCUCAAGUACUGGAAACUCCAUCUAUUUGACAAUAAGAACCGGAAACCAGUACCAGAGAGCUUCAUCUGGCGAUUUUUCUUGCAAAUUAGUCAAGCCCUAGCCUUUAUCCAGGGUCGGAUUGGUCCGGAUCAAGAUGAACGUGGCUGCAUCAUCCAUUGUGAUAUUAAGCCCAUGAACAUUCUAGUCGUAAACAACGGGACAACUUAUCCUUCAUUCAAGCUGCACGACUUUGACUGCGCUACGGUCUAUGAGGAUGGACAGACUAAUCGACGGUCGCGCUAUGGAACCUUUAAGUGGCAACCACCUGAGAAUACUACGCAAGGCAUCAACAACACAGCCGCAGAUGUAUGGGCACUGGGUGCCUGUAUACACUUCCUUGCGACUGGAAAGUCACCAGUGACAACCGAGCACAGCAGGGCCUAUGCUGCUGCACAGUAUCGCGCCAACAACAAUCAGCAUCCGUUCUUGGCUGGACAAUACAACAACGUAGACUCCUACUACGACGCUCAUGCCCCUCGACGCAUCAUCCCAAUCAAUCUCAACAAGGAUGAUCUUGCUCAGCGAGGUCUUUGGCUGUCCAUGGAGGAGCAGCGCGCCCAAGGCAUAGGUCCGGAAUACCAUGAAUACAGCGACGAGCUAAAUGACUGGAUGAUGCAGUGUCUCAGUUUCUUUUCAAGUGAGAGACCGACGACACAGCAAUUGGAGCAGGAAAUGGGCAUUCAGGCGAUGGAAAUGCUUAGGAAGAUGGGUGGGAAGACAGCCCUCGUGGACAUGGAAGUCAAGUUUGGUAGCGGCACAUAA